Molecule: messenger RNA, 1087 nt
Organism: Thunnus maccoyii (southern bluefin tuna)
Lineage: Eukaryota; Metazoa; Chordata; Actinopteri; Scombriformes; Scombridae
Gene: smim7
Product: small integral membrane protein 7
Exons: 5
Coding region: 85-312 (75 amino acids)
Source: RefSeq, a predicted model, not a curated record
GGUGCUGAAAUCCUAUUGGUCACAUUCCUGGUUGCGUUUGCGAACACGGAAGUGAGGCGUUUUCUGUGAUGUGAUGUGGACAAGAUGAUCGGAGAUCUGUUGAUAUUCGGGACCUUACUGGUGAACGCGGGAGCUGUGCUGAAUUUCAAGCUGAAAAGAAAGGAGUCCCAGGGAUUUGGAGAUGAGUCCAGAGGGCCAACAACAGGUGACAACAUCAGAGAGUUUCUGCUCAGCCUGCGAUACUUUCGGAUCUUCAUCGCGCUGUGGAACAUCUUCAUCAUGUUCUGCAUGAUACUAUUAUUUGGGUCAUGAUUGACGUUGGCUGUGGCUGGACUCCCACUGGAAAGGUUACUUAUGAAGAUGGAUGCUCUAUACUUCUCCUUGACAGGACUUCGCUGUUCCUUUGCCCCCUUUAACUGUAAUCGUGCUCCAUUAUCUUUCUCACCUACUUCUGGCUGUACAGGAAUUUAUGAACCGCUGUAUUUAUUUUGUCCUACAUGUUUGUAAGAUCAACUCAUAGAAGUUUUUUUAUGUUUUAUCUUUUCGUUGAGGCUGUAACUAUGCCGUCACUUGUGCUGUCUCGUGCCCUUGUGUUUCAUUACAGGACAUGGGCGGUUUUCUCCACCAUGUCAGAAAUGGCAGGGUUGAAAAUGACGGGCAGACUUCGCUAACAGGAUGGUAAAUGUUACCCGUCUGUCAUCAUUUAACGGUCCUGCUCUGUCCUAAAACCUCACAUACUGCUACUAUCAUAAUAAUCAAAAUUGGUGGUGAACUUCUGAUUUACCAAAAUCAUCUUGCUGUUAGUUUUGUGACAGGCUGAAACAUCUUUUUUACUCUUUUUACCUGCAAGGCCAUCAGAGCUCAGCUGGAUUUAAGUUGGAUAAAUGGAACAAACAUCUCCAAAUUUACUCAAUAGCUGUUAUGCUCUCAUGUGUGUCAAUACAAGAGUAUUUUAAUGCAGCCUCUCAGAUUAAAAAAAAAGCCAUUUUCCUUUAUUCUGGGGCACAUGUGCUGUAAGUAAAUGUAUAUGCACUAUUAUGUAAAUGUGUCCUUAUUCUUAACAUUCAAUAAAAGUACAUUUUUCUUA